UCAGUCUGUUCCAUCCUCCGGUGGAAUCAAUUCGGACACUCUGGACCACUUUCGCGCAUCAUCACCAUCUUCCGAGCUGGAACAUUUUUAACUGAACUGAGAAAAAUUUAACUCAGAAUAUAUUUUUCUCUACUGCUCCUUCUGUUGAUUUCUUUGUAUGUUCCUCAGGAACACUGGGAAAUAGGACCAGUUUGAUCCAUGCGUAAAAGUCCUUACUGAGUGAUUUAUCCAGAGAAGACUGACGAAAUUAGUUACCGAUUCCUUCCUACUCUCUAGAUGGAGGUUUCUUCUCCUUCAUGACAGUGGAUUUAGGUCUUUAUAAGCAAAAGGAAUAAUUUCAUAAACUUAACUGAAAAAAAAACCAAAAAACAUUCUUGUCUCAUCUGGAACAAUAUCCAUAUUUCUGUGUUGUUUUAAAUUGGAUCUAUGUUAGAGAGGUGCCCGUUUCCGUGGCUCCAGCGGACACUUUGCUGUCUUUUGUAAGUAAAAUAGUCUAAAUGGAAACAUGACCAAAGGUGCAAGAGAACCGGUUUUCCACCUGCUCCUGCUGCUUCUUUAUGUCCCACCGGCGUGUCUCUCCGGGCAGCACAGGCAUCCAGCGCGCUAUUUUGGCCACAUCGCUGAAAACUCCCCGACUGGAACGCCUGUGGAUGGGGUCCUAAUCCCUCUGGAAGCCGGAGUCUGCUCCGGUGCAGAACUUGAUGGCAACCUGUAUGGGAAUUAUCCAUCUGAUUUCAGGAUCGUUUACGACUCUGGACAUCGGGAACAACAAGGACAUUUGAUUUUGGUGUCCGCCAAACCUUUGGACAGAGAGAUUAUAGCGAUGUACGAGCUGACGCUAGAGCUGCCGCCCCUGUGUCAGAGGAGAGCAGCGGUCGUCCAGGUUGAGGUGUCCGACAGAAACGAUAAUAUACCCCAGUUCACCAGCGGGAAUAAAACGGUGGAAGCAGACGAGCUGGCGCCUCUUGGAACCGUGUUGGCUCGCUUUGACGCAAAAGACGGCGACGCCGACAGAAACGGACGCACAACUUUUUACGCAUCACCAGAGUCCAGUUUGCUGCACGUGGUUCCACAAACCGGCCAGGUGAGGCUCGUCGGGUCCCUGUUGGGGGUCAGCCAGCUCACCCUGCGGUUGUACGUGAAGGACGGCGGGGAUGUGGCGCUGGUUGGUGAGCCGAUCUUCCUGUGGGUCAACGUCCAUGGGUCCAGCAGAGCGAGGCGGCGACCCCGCGCUCUGUCCGAGGAUCUGACCUACACGGUGAACGUUUCGGAUCACACCAGAGUCGGUGAUCUGGUGUUCACCGUGCCGGACCUGAAGUUCGAACAGCGGUGGUUCGAGGUGAUAUCCGAGGCCGAUUCGCCCGUACAGAUCGAAAGGGACUCGGGGCGCUUGUACCUAGCGCGCAGUCUGCUGGAGCCUGCGGAGGUGGUGGUGAAGAUCCAGAACCUGCGAGGUGAUGAGUGGUAUCUGUGCAGAUUAUCUUUGAGCUUGCCCAGUCAGGCUGACCUCCAGUGGGGGAUGUUUCCGUCACCUUACCUGGGUGCCGUGGGUCCUGAUGCCACCCCUGGCUCAGUAGUGUAUCGUCUGUCAGCGAGACAACGAGACGGUACACUGGGACAAGCUCACUUCGUCCUACUGGAUGGAGGUGAGGAGUGCUUUGAGGUGGAUCGUCGCUCUGGGUUGAUCAGGACAACAGGACGACCUCUGACCCCAAGCAAGGAGUACCAUCUGCGGGUCCAGGCCGUGAACGGAGGAGGUCGUAAAGGUCCACCAGCCACUGUUUCCAUCCUUGCCGGAUAUCGACCACCACAGUUCACCAACUCCACUUACAGCCUGAAUGUGCUGGAAAACACCCCUGUUGCCCAGCCUGUUGCUGUGGUUCAGGCCAUCUCUUUCCAGAAGAAGAGUCUGUCCUACAUGUUACUGAUUAACCCUGGAAACCUGUUCAGCAUCAACCAGGAAAGCGGCGCACUGAGCCUCACCAGAUCGGUCGACUACGAGAGCGGUCACAACCUGCACACUCUGCAGGUCCGCGCCUCCGAAACCGACACCGGCCUCAGUGGCGUUGCGGAGGCUGUUGUCCACAUAAUGGACGAGAAUGAUUGCACACCAGAGUUUCUUCACUCCAUCUACACCAGAGAUAACAUACCUGAGAGCGUCGCACCCGGAACCUCACUACUGCAAGUUCUGGCUCGUGACUGUGAUUCCGGCUUGAACUCCGAGCUUUCCUACUUCAUUCCCAGUGGCGAUUUUGACAUCACAUCUGGGGGCGUGGUCAGCCCUGCCCGUCGCCUGGACUACGAGCGGCCCAAUCACAUUUACGAGUUUGUGGUUGUCGCAGUGGAUGCAGGGACACCUCCUCGAACUGGGACGGCCUCUGUUCGUGUCCGUGUGGCUAAUACCAACGAUGAAGUGCCGGUCUUCUCCCAAAGCAUCUAUAAGACGUUCCUCAGUGAGGAUGCCGGUCCCGACACACUGGUCGCCAUUGUUCACGCCAAUGACCCAGAUGGGGACGCUGUCUCUUACGCCAUUACAGGAGGUAACGAGGACAGCAACUUCCAGCUGGAUAACCAGAAAGGCAUCAUCAAGCUGCGACGAAGUCCACCACCCAGGCUCAGAGGUCCUCAGUACAUCCUCAACAUCACUGCCACAGAUGAUAAUGCUUCAGGUGGUCCCUAUCCACUCAGCAGCGCCGCACAGGUCAUCGUUGGGAUCAAUGACAUCAACAACAACAAGCCAGUGUUUGAUGAGUGUCAGAACUACAAUGCAGCGGUUCUGGAGAACCAGGCGCCAGGGACCUUUGUGCUGCGAGUUGAGGCACACGACGCAGACAUGGGGGUUAAUGGAGAGGUCAAAUAUGGCAUCAUGCACAGAGACGGUGUGUCGUCUGGGUUUGAUAUUGAUUCUGAUACUGGUGUGAUCACCACAGCAGUGAGUUUUGACAGGGAGCGUCAGAGGGAAUUCACGCUUUCUGUGACGGCCACCGAUCAGGCUGAAGAGCCACUGAUUGGAAUCUGUCAGAUCACGGUGCUGAUCUUAGAUCAGAACGACAACGACCCCAAGUUUGAAAACAGCCGUUACCAGUACUUCCUAAGAGAGGAUACUCCAGUUGGAACUAGUUUUUUACGUGCAGCAGCACACGAUGAUGACCAGGGGAGUAAUGCGGCGAUUACCUACUCACUGUCCAACCAGAAGCCAACUUACCUGCACAUCAACCCCAACACUGGCUGGAUUUAUGUCAACCAUCCCAUCUCACAGACAUCAAGGAUCAACCAGCAGAUCUUGGCCUCAGAUGGAGGAAAUCGCUGCAGCUCAGUGGAGCUGACCGUCAUCAUCACCAACGUUCACAACCAGCCACCCCACUGGGAGCAACCAGAAUACUGGGUCACUGUCCCCGAAAACACUGUCAGAGAUGCCAAGAUAGUGACUGUCAAGGCAACGUCUCCGCUUGGCGAUCCCAGGGUGACCUACAAUCUGGAGGAAGGCCUGGUGCCAGAGACCAACAUGCCGGUGCGGUUCUACAUCAAACCAAACAGGGUGGACGGCUCGGCAUCGAUCCUGGUGGCCGAAAACCUCGACUAUGAGACGACACGCUUCUUCACGCUAAGAGUGCGUGUGCAAAACGUUGCUGCUGUGCCUCUCGCCUCCUUCACCACCGUAAAUGUCAAUGUGACAGAUGUCAACGACAAUGUUCCUUUCUUCCUGUCAUCCACCUACGAAGCCACCGUUCCCGAAGGAGCACAGAUUGGCACCUCAGUCGCUCAGGUGUCAGCAACGGAUCUUGACUCGGGUCUGCAUGGGAUGAUUCACUACACAAUCCUGAAAGAUGAGAGUGGAGACUCUCAUUAUUUUAACAUCGAUUCCCGCAGCGGCACCAUAGUCACUCGUGCUUCGUUUGACCGCGAGCAGAAAGCUUCCUACCUGAUCGAGGUGCAGUCGCAGGAUGGCUCCGAGUCAUCCCGACCAGGCCAGCAAGGCCAGCCAAACACAGACACCGCAUACGUCAGGAUCUUUGUCACCGAUGUCAAUGACAACGCUCCAGCGUUUGCCCAGCCAGUGUAUGAGGUCAGUGUGGAGGAAGACAAGGAGGUGGGCUUCGUCCUCAUCACCGUCACAGCCAACGACGAAGAUGAAGGCGCAAAUGCUAAGCUGCGCUACCAGAUCACUUCAGGAAACACCAUGGGGACCUUUGACGUGGAGCCUGAGGUGGGCACCAUCUUCGUGGCUCAGCCACUUGACUACGAGAUGGAGCAGCGCUAUGAGCUCCGGCUGGUCGCUUCUGAUGGGAAGUGGGAGAAUGAGACCCUGGUGGUGGUUCAAGUGGUCAACCGCAACGACGAGGCCCCAGUGUUCAGUCAGAUUGAGUAUCACUCUUCUGUGAUGGAGGAGCUCACUCAGCUUCCUGUGUUCAUUCUAGAGGUGUCAGCAACAGAUCCCGAUCAGGAAGCAGACCAGACUGCACUCCGUUACUCCCUCCACGGCCAGGGUGCCGGUGGCGAGUUCACUAUUGACGAACAUACCGGAAGAAUCUACGCCCAGCGUCGCCUGGACCGCGAGGAACGCCCUGCCUGGAGAUUCCUCGUCCUCGCCACAGAUGAAGGAGGCAUGGGGCUUACAGGAUUCGCUGAUGUGCUCUUAGAAGUCAGAGACAUUAAUGAUAACUCCCCCUUCUUUCCGUGCCCCGCUCUAGAGGUAGACGGAUGUUUCAUUGGCCAAGUGCCUGAAAACUCACCUGCCGACACCUCCAUUAUGGAGAUGCAUGCCAUGGACCUUGAUGACCCUAAAGAAGGCAGGAAUGCCAUGCUUACCUACAGCAUCAUCAAGAACAUUCGCAAUGAGAUCAACCUCAACCUGUUCUCCAUAAACGCCACUACAGGGACCAUCUACACAGUUCUGCGUUCACUGGAUCGGGAGACAGAGGACAAGUAUCUGGUGGUGGUGGAGGCCCGGGAUGGAGGUGGUUUGUCUGGGACCGGAACAGCCACCAUUAUGGUUUCGGAUGUAAAUGACCAUCCACCUAUUUUUACUCAGAGAGCCUACACCACUCAGAUGAAUGAGGACAUGGAGGUAAACAGCGAGGUUCUUGUGGUUUCUGCCACUGAUGGAGACGAGGGGGAAAAUGCUGUUGUUACGUUCAGCAUUGUCGGUGGAGAUGAGGAAAGGAAGUUCUUUGUAGAGACAGACAAAGUAAACCGACGCGGCGUGAUAAAACUUAAGAAGAAGGUUGACUUUGAGAAACUCCAUGAGAGGACCUUUAAUCUGACCCUGAAGGCAGAAGAUGCUGAUUUUUUCAGCCUGGCAUACUGUCUUGUUCAAGUAGAAGACUCCAAUGAUCAUGCUCCUGUUUUUUUUCCACAGUUCUAUGAGUCGGCCGCCAUGUCUGAAGACGUUUCUGUGGGAACGAUUGUCACUCAGGUUACUGCAUCAGAUCUGGACUCUGGCCAAAAUGGCCGCUUCUCCUACAGUAUUUCAAAAGAGUCAGACCCUUACAGUCAGUUUCUGGUGGAUCAGUCAGGUUGGGUGGUAGUUGCUCAUUCUCUAGACAGAGAGAAAAUCUCCCAGCACAGGUUAAUGGUUCUUGCAACAGAUGCCGGUAUCCCACCCCUAACCGGCACCGCUAUUGUUAUGGUGACUGUGCUUGAUAUUAAUGACAAUGGGCCAGAGUUUGAGGCUCCCUAUAAGCCUGUUGUUUGGGAGAACACAGCAGCACCACAGGCGGUGCAAAUGAAUGAAUCGUCCAUGCUUCUUCAUGCCAUAGACCGCGACACCUCCGCUAACGGUGGCCCAUUUUCCAUCCGGCUCCUUCUGCUCACCUCCGAUGCCACCAACUUUAAUUUGACAGACUUUCGCAAUGGUAGUGCAGCCAUCACAGCUCUUCGUAGCUUUGAUCGUGAGCGCCAAAAGGAGUACUGCCUUCCUAUUCUCAUGAUUGACAGUGGAUCUCCUCCAGUGAGUUCAACCAACACACUGACAGUCAUCAUCGGUGAUAGAAAUGACCAUCCGCACUUACCUGGACACACCCACAUUGUUGUCUACAGUUAUGAAGGUAUCCUCCCGACAACAGUUCUUGGACAAAUUCAAUCCCCUGACCUCGAUGACUGGAGUGAGAAGGUGUACCGCUUCGAUGGCAAACCUACCAGGUCAUUCGGUCUGAACCAGAGCUCAGGUCAGCUCAGCAUCAAGGAGGGAACCCCUCCCGGCACAUACCGCCUGCAGGUGCGUGUGUCAGACGGUACAUGGCCUGACGUCAUCUCAACCGCUCAGGUGGAUGUCACAGAGCUGCAUCAGGAGGCCUUGCAGCAAGCUGGCUCCAUCCGCCUGAACAAUCUUACAGUUGAGGAGUUUUUCCAGAGUACCAGCGGAGGUCAGGAAAGUCGGUUUUCCCGUCUGGGUCCAAUGUUGGCUGAAUUCUUGCAGACCUUGCCAAAGAAUGUCCAGAUCUUCUCUUUAAGCAAAGCUGACCGGCAGAUUAAUAAAGCGCUUGAUAUCUGGUUUGCUGCACAUGGCUCCCCAUACUACAAGGCUGAGAAGCUACACGGCUACGUAGCGGCAAACAAGGCCAAGCUGGAGGCCAUGCUGGGCGUGUCCAUCGCCCAGGUGGGCCUGGAUGACUGUCCGUUCACGGACUGCAGUCAGUAUGGAGGCUGCAGCAGUGAGGUUUCAUUCAGCCAGGUCCCAGUGGCUCUGAGCUCCGGUAACAUCUCUCUGGUGUCUCUGUCGGGCUCUUCGACUGCACGCUGUGGCUGCAGAGGUCGAGAGGCGACCCACCUGUCAUGCUCCGCUUAUCCCAUCAACCCCUGCCUCAAUGGAGGCACCUGCCAGGAUGGACCCCUGGGAUACCGAUGUAAGUGUCCCCCUAUGUUUGAUGGCCCGGAGUGCCAGCAGACCAAACACAGCUUUGGUGGCCAGGGUUAUGCCUGGUUUCCUCCCAUCAAACCGUGCUUCCAGAGCCGCAUCUCCCUGGAGUUCCUGUCCGAGUCGCCCAACGGGCUGCUGCUCUUCAACGGACCGCUUGGCCUCGUCCAACCUGGGGAACAGGAGGACUUCAUUGCCAUCGAGUUAAGGAACGGUGUUCCCGUUCUGAGCAUAAACCACGGAUCGGGAACUCUAACCCUUCAGCUCCCACCUACAGCUACGAUCAAUGACCGACGCUGGCAUCGCCUUGACAUAAUCAGUGAUGGAAAGCUUGUCCAGCUGAUCCUAGACCAGUGUGGUGGGGUUCCAGUGAAUGAGAUGGAAGGUGUUGGAGGGGAAGCCCGAAAGAUCGAUGAGUCCGGCUGCAGAGCUGCAGGAGAAACACCCGGGAACCAGCGGUAUUUAAAUGUGUACCAGCCUCUUCAGUUGGGAGGAGUGAAGGAAAUGUCUCCCUACCGCCGUUACCGAAGUUUUACUGGAUGCAUCCGAAACCUCGUAGUUGACAGUCAGGUGUAUGAUCUGGUGAAUCCAGGUGAGAGUGUUGACAGUGCGCCAGGGUGCAGGCUCACAGACGGUGUGUGCGUGACAGCGGCCGGUCCUUCGUGUGGAGUUCAUGCCUCCUGCCUCGCCGACUGGGGCUCCUUCAGCUGUGAGUGCCUUCCCGGAUACACAGGACACAAGUGUGAAAGAGCUGUCCAGGAGUUCUCCUUUGACUCGAACAGCAUGGUGCGUUUUCAGCUCAGAGGAGGCGGCAGCUCCAGGCGCUCCAACAUCCAGAUGCUCCUCCGAACCAGAGCCACCUCAGGGACCCUGCUCUCUGUGGCCUCCCGGGACGCCAACGAGUACAUCAUUCUGGAGAUCAUUGAAGGUCACAUCUCGGUGCGUGCCAACCUGGGAGACGGUGCUCACUCUCUCCAGCUCCCAGGUCACAGAGUGGACAUCGGACAAUGGGUCCUGGUCAGCCUCGGUCGCCAUGACAACACGUUCACCCUGCGACUGGAGCAGGGAGGUGGCUCACGGGAGGUUCAGGCUCAGCUGGGGAGCCGCAGGGAGAUCUUGGUUCAUCCAGCCAGCCUGAUGGUUGGCAACAGACCAAACGCUGGAGACAGUGCUGACUUUCACGGAUGUCUGCGGGAUGUUCGUUUUAACGGCCACGUCCUCCCUCUGGAUGGGCAGAGUCGGGACUUGGUGACGGUACUGGAGAGGCGAGGGGUCACCUCAGGCUGCUCCAGCGAAGCCUGCAGAAACCAACCCUGUCGCAGCCCCCUCCGUUGCAUUGACCUGUGGAGAAAACACCAGUGCAAGUGUCCAGGCCCUCAGGUGACAGUAACAGAUGAGUCCGGUCUCCAGCGUUGUGUACCGUCACCCUGUGGUCCUUCCUCAUGUCAUAAUGGCGGCAUAUGCCAUGCGUUCUCAGCCGACAGUUACCAGUGCCGGUGUCAGGAAGGCUUCCGGGGUCAACGCUGCGAGCUUGGUCAGGUCAAAGGUCAGAGGAUGGCUGCUCUCAGUCCAAGCUCCAUCCUCGCCAUCAGCAUGUGUCUUCUUGUCUUUUUUGUCGUUUUGGUGGCAGUGACAGUUUGGAAUCAGAAAGGCAGCAGAAACAAGUUCAGGAAACGAGGAGUUUAUCACAUUCCUGCAGAACACCAGAGCUGGGAAGACAUCCGCGAAAACAUCCUCAACUAUAACGAGGAAGGAGGAGGAGAGCAGGACCAGAAUGCAUAUGACAUCACAGAGCUGAAGCGUCCUCUAUGCUCCAGUUUGUCCCAGUCGUCCUCCUGCACCACCGCCCCACUCAUCAAGUCCUCUCCAGGCUCCCAGGAGGAGGUUCAUCCGUCCAGCUCCUCCUGCAGCUCAGGCGCUCCCUACCUCAGCAUCCCUCAUCACCACCACCACCACCACCAUCAGAAUGCAGUGAGCCCCGGCUACAACAUCGAUGCCACCUAUGUCAACUACACCUCUCACACAGGCAGGGACACAGAGACGAGUGACGCCGGCCGGUAUGUUGAUGCUCCGCAAGCGAUACGCUCCCAUGUAGACUUUAAAAGCUACGUGGAGCGAAUCAUUUGGGAGGCGGACAACGACAGUGGCGCUUUUCCAGCCGAUGCCUACCAUGUCUGGUGCGUUGAAGGCUCUGGGUCCUCAGCAGGAAGCCUCAGCUCUCUGGGGUCUGCUAUGUCCUGCAGAAGAAUGGCUGCUGGGGACAAGGACAUGGAAGAGGAGGAGAACGAAGAAGGUUAUGUGAAUGACAGGUUGUCAUGGUGGGGCCCAAAGUUUCAGGCUCUGAGUGAGAUGUACGACCGGCCGCAGCUGGGCCUGACAUACAGGGACGCAAUAGCCUACAUACAGAGGAGCCACAGCCAUGAUCUCUUGCCUCAGCAGCAGUAGGGGGAGCCACACAAUGCCAAAUCCACAGUCAUUCAAUGAUUAUAGUAUAAGGUCAGGAAGUGCUGCUUUCACACAUUAUCAGAAAACAAACAAGUAAGAUUGUCAAGAAAGGUGAUAUCCCAGAGAGCUGGGUGUUCAGAUUAAAAUUAAUAACAUUUACUAUUAUGGUCCUAUCAGGGAUAUUUAUUUAGGGUAGUUAUAGUAAAAUAAAUGAUAUCCUGUUCAGCUGAAAAACUUCCAUAGAUCAGCUAAAAAUUAGUCACUAACACAUAUCUUUAAAAUUAAAGUCAGUGUCAGACAGAAGUAAAAGAAGCUAGCAGUGCUCCUCAGUUGGCCAUUAUAUGCAAUGGAGGAAUGAAACCAAAGAAACUGCAGAUUUGCAUAUAGGUAAAUAAACAGACACCACACAAUGCUUUAAUUUGUUCGUACUGGCUGAUAUUUUUCAGUCUGUUCCUCUCCUUCAUUUUUUUAUGUUGCUGUCAAAGUGGCGGGCUACAUGGUGAUAGCAGUGCAGCAAGGCUUUAUGGGGUCUCUCUGGAUGUAGUUUGCCUGUUCUCUCUGUGCAUGCGUAGGUUCUCUCUGGGUACUCCGGUUUCCUCCUACAGUCCAAAAGCAUAACUGUUUGAUUAAUAGGUCUCUCUAAAAUUGCUUUUUUGAGUUAGUGUGCAUGUAUGGUUCUGUGUCUCUGUGUGGACUGGCAAGGGUGUACCCCGCCUCUUGCCCGGUAACUACCUGAGAUAGGCACCAAUGACCCUACAUGGAUAAGCAGGUAUAGACAAGGAAAAAAUGGAUGGAUGUUAGAGAAAAUGGCACUUGUUUUUAGUCUGAGGACUCCAGAGCGCUUUACACUUUAACCAGUCAUCCACCCAUUGGUUGGUACACACAUUGUUAGGUUACAAUCGGCACCACCAGGCCCUCUGACCACCAAAGCAGCAGGCGAGGAGAGGGAGCUGUCUUGCCAACGAGAGUUGGGCAGGUUUAACCACAAACCACACAUUCCCAAAACAACUUCUCAAAAAAAUGUUGUGUGAAUGCAGCACCUCCUCAUCCAUGUGUUAGCCAGUGUUAGGUGGAAAUCAAAAGCUUAUUGUGUUGUGCUCAUUUUUUCACAACAGUUGUGGUUCAGAAGAAAACUCGUUACUGGUUCUUUGACAAUCUUUAAACAAAAACAUUUUUCUUCUUUCAUUAGAAUCUGUUCUUUGUGAUGUAGUUAUUCAAUUUGUGAGAGGUUUCUGGGUCGCGUUGGUCUGCUCUUGCAAAAAUGGGACGUUCAGAGUCAAAGAGUGUGUUUUCUAAAGCAACAUUACCUUCAAAUGAUGUGAAAAACUUUCAGGGUGGCUGGGGGCCAGAGUGGAAGAAUCGCACCGCUACACUUGAAAUCUCAGAAAACUCCAAGGCCUUGAACAUGACUCCAAGUUCUUCUUACAUUUUAUUUGAGCAUUUUUUUAUCAGACAUUUUUUCUUUUGACAUCUAUGUUCGAAAUUUCUAAAUUUCUAAGGAGUUUUGCAGUUUUUGUAAAUAAACAUAAACUCAUCUUAGAUUUUUAAACUCCCAGAUUAACAUAACUAUCUAAACACUUGAAACAAGCUUGUUUCUACCUACUUCUUGCACUAAAAGACGAUUCAGUCUUCAGACAGGACAGAAUAAUCCAUUUGAGGAACAGAACUUUUGUGAUAUUAGAGCGUGAAUACACUUUUUUAGCCCACAGUGUUUCCACCUUGUAAAAUCAGCUUUACUGGUACAUUUUUAAUUAGAUUAUUUUUCUACUCCCUUGAAGAAGUUCAUUAAAGAUCCUCUCCAAUGGUUGUCUGUUGUGCGCUGUUGACAUGCUGUUUGGGAACGCUCGACUGUUUCUAUCCUAAAACUCACUGUUACAUGCAAGUUUGAUCUUCAAGCUGUUUUGAAAUUGAAAUUUGUAUUUCAGAACAGAAGAAACAGAUGAAACAAAAGAAAACCCAGUUUUAUAUUUUUGCAGCUGAAUAUGAGUUUGUUGGUAUAAUUGUUUUUCGCUUUGCUUGCACAUUUAUCAUCCAGACACUAGGUGGUGCUAAAGAUAAAAGAUAAGAGAGGCUACUGAGAUAAAAAUGUGUGCAACUUUAAAAGACUGUAAAAAGAAAGACUGUGUAUCCAAGAUAAAGAGAAAUUAAUGGUGUAAAACAUGCAGGCAAUCAAAUUACUUUACAGUGGUUGUGUGACUUUCAAAAUUAGAUGACUGAUUUAACAAAAAACAAAGAUUUAAUUAUUCGAACUUUGGGAUUUGAUUUGCCUUUUAAAACCUUUUAGCCCUCUACUGUUGUUGGCAACCCUGGUAAAUAUGUACAAAUGUAAGAAGUAAUUGGGUUCAACAAAAUCACUGGUCACUGUUAUUGACACUCAUUAAAAUAAAUGUCACUAAACUUUAGAGUUUUUCUUUUUUUGUUUUUGAUCAAGAAUAUGUGGAACCUUUAAAAUGUCAUUCUAUGACUUGCUGUUUCUCUACGGUAUAAAUACGAUGUGACACAGGGGCCCCGUAAUUUAACUUUAGCUCUUGAAAAUUAGAAAGACAAGAAAACAUACCAUUCAGACAAAACAAAUGUUAGUUGAUGCUGACAAGUCAACAAAUGGCUGCUGGACAGGACCCAAAUGUGGAAAGGGGGGGGAAGAAAUGUCCAAAGCCUUUUUUCAGUGACAGUAUAUGUAUCAGCAGUAUAGCAUUAAUUUAUUUACAAACCUUUUGCACAGGGUGCCAAUAAAUAUUAAGAGCACACAUAGGUAUAGGAUUAAAUAAUUUUAACAUAGUUAAUCUGUGUAUUGAGUUGUAGAAAUGGGUUUAGUUCUGAAGAAAGCUUGAGCAUCCUCAUAUACUGUGAUCCUUCUCUAUACACAUUUGCAUUUUUUGUGUUUUCUCUGUUUAGUUUUGAUCUCAUUAAAGUUUGCAGAUACAAAGUAAGAAGCCCCGAGCAACAUAGCGGGACUCUGAAAAAGCUUGGCUGCUUUCUGCUAUCCUAAUCUCAGCAGCAACCUAUAAAGAUUAUUUAGUGAUCAUUUAAGAGUAUUUUCAUGGCUCAGCUGCUGUAAAUUCAGCUGUGCGAUCGGGCCGCAGCCAUUUGUUUCACCUGCAUUAAAGCAGACAGUAAAUUUGUCUUCCUGAAGGUGAGAUAAGGAACAAAAAUAGAAGAUGCUGCCCUUGACUACAGCAGAACAAUUGUUUUUCAGUAUAAGAUUUUAUAGACUGAUUUUUAUCUUUAUUAUCAGAAUGAAGACAGGUGGUUUGUUUCUUGGUGGAAGAUGAGUUUACCAAGAUUCACUUUAAGGGGGUGUUUCCCAGCAUACAUCUCAGCCCAGUCUAUAAUCACUACACUGCCUGGUGAAUGUAGAUUGACAUGGAGAAGAGAAGAAGACUGGAUUUAAGUAAAAGAACAAUCAGAGUAGACAUCUUUGUUUAAAACUUAACUGAAACUUCCCCUGCCAACACAGAAAGGUUUAAAGUUUCACCUCACGUCACGGUCGCCUCUCCGUUAUUGUGAAAGUUCAAUCUUUCAGUAUUUUGGAUUCAAAUGUCAGGAUUUUUGCAGCUGCCAUUAGGAAUUAAUUCUAGUUCUUUCCUUCAGAUGGUGAAACAGUCUUUGUGUUUCUCUUCUGGUGCCUAAAAACGAGUCAGAAUAAAAGCAAAUUAAGCCCUGAAAGAACUGUUCUCAAAGCUAUGCAUCCAAAUGGAGUAACACAGGUGUGUGCUUUUUUCUAAACUGUUGGUUCGAAGCAGAUGUUGAGUGAGUUUUGGCCUGUUCAGUGUUCAGCAUCUGUUCCUGUAGGUUUAAUGUUUUUCUCAGCAAUGAGCAGAGAUGAACUGUGUAAUAUGAUGUACAUAUAAACAUUUUAUAGCUGCCUAUAAUGAAUUAUUCCUUUUGUAUGUGACUUUUAUUAAAAAAAAAUAAAAAAGCCUUUUCCCCAGAA
This is a messenger RNA of Girardinichthys multiradiatus, 13235 nucleotides long. RefSeq names its product neural-cadherin. The record is from RefSeq and is a predicted model, not a curated record. Gene Ontology annotation, molecular function: calcium ion binding; cadherin binding. The transcript has 34 exons. Gene Ontology annotation, biological process: homophilic cell-cell adhesion. Bases 506 to 9301 code for a protein of 2931 amino acids. Gene Ontology annotation, cellular component: plasma membrane; catenin complex. Lineage: Eukaryota; Metazoa; Chordata; Actinopteri; Cyprinodontiformes; Goodeidae.